AUUAGAUACAGGAAGAGACGCUUGUUCGGCAACUUUCCUCCCAGUACGGACAACAAUGAGAGCAUGUCAGUUAUGAGUUUUUUCAGCGUAGCUGUUCUCUGGAAAUAGCGGCCUCAUGGACAAUUUCCAACGCCAACAAUCUGUGUGGAAUUUAGUGAGGGAAAAUGUUCCCUACUCCGAGCUGCCUGAGUUUCGAGCUGUACUUGGAGAAACCCUCAUUGAUACGUGCACAGAGUUAUAUUCAGAGGUGGAGAUUUGGGAGACGAUUUGGCAGGAGGUCCAUCGCUCAGAGCAGGGCAGCAGACCAAAAACUCCUGUGUUCCCUCUGGCUGACCCUCCGGCUAUUAAAGGACUGCUAAAGGCUGAGAUUCAAUUGUUGCUGCUUACACUGAGGGAGAGAGCAGCCAGCCAGGGCAGGGAUGAAGAGGAGGUCAUGUCCCAGUACAGUCCUAGUGUGGUGAGUUAUGCACUUGGUAGCACACAGAGACAGGGGAGCCCAGGCAGCUGGUGUGAAAGACCCCUAUCGAGCUUGAGCAAGACUGGAAGCAGGUCAGUCUCCAGCCUCUCAUCUCACACUAGCUUUGAGGAAGAAAUCAAGGCCUUAAGACACAAAUUAAAUAUUAGCCAUAUAGAGGAGAUUGUGUCCCAUCUCAGGUCAGUCCUAACUGAAGAGUGUGAAGCCUUGAAAAGAGAUGUGCAGGUCUUGCAGGAGAACAUAGAGACAGAGAGAGCCAGUAGGCAGAGAGGAACUGCAUCUCCUGAACCCACUGUUGCAGAGCUCAAAGAGGUACGGAGACUCAUUCAGAAUGAUUGGAAGUUUCAGAAUUUGAUGAGCUGCUACCCCACCACUGAUAUUUUGAGUACAAGAAACCCACAAAUCCAAGCCAGGGAAACAAGUAAGCUUGAUUUGUCUGCUCCUGGAAUAUAUGCAUCUCAUUUGAAACCAUGUCCGCCCAGAGACAAAGACCAUAUCAUAACUGCGGUCUCGCUCAGUCAGAGAGACAAACCCACCGCAGGAUCUUCAAAGACCUCGGUCUCUCCCUCAGACACUGCACAGCACAGAAAACUAGAUCAAUCCCAUUCAAGAUUUUCCAUAGCUUCUUCACUCGAGAGUGAUCUACGACUAAUGAAUAUCAAUAACUCUUCAACAACUGAACAAAAAUUCUCAAUCCCUAGUUCUGCUAUGGAACAUGAGAGUAUGCCCAAGGAGAGCAAAUACAGAGGAAAUUCAGUAAGAGCUUCGGCGUUCAGACUGGUUCCAGCAGCUUCAGUUACAGUGUCUGGAUCCACCAAAAAUCUCCUCCUGAAGAUGGAAGUGACUAGAGACAGUGACCUUGGCCAUCUCCAGCCGACUCCUCCGACAGUGCAGAGACCAGCCAGCAGGGGGCCGAGGGGAAGCAGACACCUGUGCGUUCCUCAGCCUGACAGUCUGCUCAGUACAUGACACUCUGCUAUACUCUGUCAGUGGGACAUCUCUGCUGUUAAUGUCAAAGGUGAAACAGUUUCACAAGUUUUCUGGCCUAUAAGAACCAAACUGCAAAUUUGAGAGGAUUCCAAAACCUACAGCCUAGGGUUUUUGCACAGUUUCAAGUUAAGGAUUUUGAAAUGUCUUUAAGACAAUUAUUUAUAAUGAAUUUGUCCAAAAAAAAAAAAAAAAACACCCCUUACCCAAAGAGACUAAAACACAAGUCAGAGCUGAUUUUUAAAAUAAACUUUAUUUACCAUUUCAAAUUGAACAGUUUAAGAUACACAACUGACAUGACUAAGACAUUUUCGAUGCAGUUUGGCCCUAAAAUUGAAAAGACAUGGUUAGAUAUGUUUGAUAAAGUAUUGAGCUCAUGGCAUUGUGCUUGUCAUUCUACAACUUUGCUGUUUUAUUUUGCCAUGAACACAGCAGUAUACACAAACAAUUGUAAAGACAUCACCUCUUUUAGGAUGCAGGAAACGGGAAACUUGUUUUUUGUAAGUUUGUAAUAUUUUCUGUUGCUUUCAAACACACGAUAUUUUAAAGUGCUGUGACAACAUGAAAAUGCAUGGUAAUGUUGUUGUUUUUUGUUGUUUUUUAACAGACACUUUUGAAUGAUCGUAGGUAACAACAAGGAAUUCACAGUUACUAUGAUUUUGUGUAUAGUUAUACGUCUUACAGCCACAAAAUUGUGCUCAAUUAAUAUUUCCAUCUAGGACCUAGAAGUAUUUGUUCGUGUGCAUAUUUUUUCACCAAAUUCAAGUUUUUGUUUUGUUUACUCUAAAGACAGCCACCGCACCAUUCCAUCGCUCCCUAACAAAACUAAUUUAUGAUAUUCUAUGCAAUAAUGACGUCUUAUGUGUGAAGAUUACAUUUUAUGACACAUAGUUUCAAAGCUGAGCCAUACCAGUAGCAAAGUCCACAUAGAAGUAUUACCAAUUGUGUGCUAUUUUCUAAAACAUCUUAUAUGCCAAGAGCUGGUUGAUAUCUGACAUGGUUUAUUUAUGUUAAUAUUCCCACAUUAACGUUCCUAAAUAAAAACAUAGUUUUUUUUUUUUAUGCAUCACUAAACAUUUCAAAUGCAUAGCGAAAAUUAUUCAAAGCUGGGCAUGCUUUCCAAACAAUCAAAUGUGCUCUCUCCUUCAAUUAGUUUUUACAUUUUGCAGUUAAUGAGAGUACAAGAAACUGGAUCAUGGGUAAAUUAAAUCCCUUUUAAAUUGAUAGAAAUGUUUAUACUGUACUUAAAGGGUUUUGCAGCACACAACAAAUACUGUAAACUUCAAAAUGACUACAAUACUGAUGUGAAAAUAUAACACUGUUGGCUUUAGACUGUGUCCUUCCACAUUAAUAUGCAACUUUUCUGUAUUAUCUAGCAUGACCAAACACUUUUGCUAAAAGCAUUCCUGUAUUUAUUUAUUUUUUUUAACUUUUUUUCCAAGUUUUAGUCCAAAGCCUUUGUUUGGCAACAUGUUUGAGAUCAGCUGGCUUGAGGAGGUUUAGGAAAAAAACGUAGUGUCACAGAACAUUGCUAAAAAUGAGUUUUAGGACUAUAAAAUAUAAAAAGGAAAACUCUCUUACAAAGGUAUGUUCUGUUUUUUUAAAUGGCAAUAUGGAUAAUUACAUAUUAAUAAAAUUACAUGACAUGAAUACUGGUAAGAACAUGAACUAGGUUUGACUCAGCAGCUGAACAUCCACUACACAGAGCACUCUGUAGUCUGUACACAUAACAUUAGCAAUGUUACUAUAAGAAAUAAAGUAAAAACAACUAAGAAAUAAACCCACCUACAGCAUUUUACCC
This is a messenger RNA of Myxocyprinus asiaticus (Chinese sucker), 3263 nucleotides long. It is a transcript of the gene ccdc24, whose product is annotated as coiled-coil domain containing 24. The transcript is spliced from 9 exons. The record is from RefSeq and is a predicted model, not a curated record. Lineage: Eukaryota; Metazoa; Chordata; Actinopteri; Cypriniformes; Catostomidae. Bases 116 to 1444 code for a protein of 442 amino acids.